Messenger RNA from Phytophthora sojae, 222 nucleotides. RefSeq lists its product as hypothetical. The transcript has 2 exons. Lineage: Eukaryota; Oomycota; Peronosporomycetes; Peronosporales; Peronosporaceae. The record is from RefSeq and is a predicted model, not a curated record. Bases 1 to 222 code for a protein of 73 amino acids.
AUGCCUGCGCUCUUCUACACGAACCUGGUGCUGCUCACGUCCGUCGGCCCCGAGGCGCGCUGCCAGAAGUUCGACGUCGCGCCCGACAGCGACCUGAAGGGGAUGGCGCACAUGAACAAGAAGAGCCUCGACAAGAUCGUGCACAAUACCGCCAAGCACGACUUAAUGCCCAAGGAGGCCGCGACGGACGAUCCAAAGCUUCACGUGUUGCAGUACGGGUGA